GCCUAAUCUGCCGAAACACCACCAUAUUAUGCGAUGGGCGAUAGGUUUGCGCAGGCGCUUGAGCCUCACAACGGUGGUUGGUUGACCUCUGCUCACCUGUUGAUAUGCCAGUAUUUUUUUUUUUUUUUUUUACGUAACGCGGACUUGUUAUUCUUUUAAUAAUCGAUUUUUGUGGCCAAAAUAACAAGUGUGAACUUAUUAUUUCUUAUCUUUUAACGUAAGAGCCUAAGAGUGACGUCAAUGUUGACAACCCGGUGAAUUCAAGAUGGCGCAGAGAACGACGGGUGCUGAAUGCUCGGGACUGAGGAGAACGAGGAGUGGGGUCAGACGGGGCUCGGCUGCACAGCACAAGGAAGAACAGAUUCGAGCUGUGAAGGAAAUCUUGCUAGGGACCCUGCAGAGCUACGAACCGCUCGUCACACACCUGCAGGCCGUACUGGUUUGGGAAAGGCCUCGGCACAGCGCACUGCUCCACCUCAGUCUCAACGCUGCGUUCUGGUUCUUUGCUUUGACAUCACUCAGAAUUGUGUUUUUGACAGCGUUUGGUCUGAUGAUCAUCAUCUGUGUGGAUCAAUGGAAGAACAGAAUCUGGCCUAAAUUGGGAGGGCGCAAUCAAGCGUCAAGCCAGGAGCAGCAAAACGCCACACAAGCCCCACCCCCGCGGGAUGUGGAGGAAGUUGAAACUGCCACCACAUCAGCUGCAAGAUCCAACGAGCUGGACAACGACAGCUGGGGUUAUGUGCAUCCGAAGUUGCUUAGCGUUCCUGAGUUAUGUCAUCAUGCAGCUGAAAUCUGGGUCAGUCUAACAAUUUUCAGAAGGAACCUCCUGCUUUUUAAGGCUGAAAAUCCAGGAAAGUUCUGUCUCUUGGUCUGUGGAUUCCUAACCUUCCUGGCUGUCCUGGGUGGAUACAUUCCUGGUAUUUUACUCUCCUAUUUGCUGUUUCUUUGUAUUUUGCUCUGGCCUCUGGCAUUAUUUCACCAUAUCGGACAGCGUGUGUACCAGAGACUGGAGCCAACCCUGCAGCGGUUAGACUUUAGUGUUCGUGGAUACAUGAUGUCUAAGCAGAAUGAGAGACUGUUGCAUGGUCGUGCUCUUCCUCCCAGUGAUGAAAGCGAUAGUGAAGAAGAGCUGGCUGCAUUUUGUCCUAUGCUGGAUGACUCUGCUGUUGCAAAAGAACUUGCUAUAUCUGACUCUGAGCAUUCGGACGCAGAUGUUUCCUGCACAGAAAAUGGGACCUUUAAUUUAUCCAGGGGCCAGACCCCUCUAACAGAAGGAUCAGAAGAUCUGGACCGCCACAGUGAUCCAGAAGAAUCUUUUGCUCGAGAUCUCCCUGAUUUUCCUUCCAUCAAUCCAGAGACAAUGGGAAUAGAUGAUGAAGAUGAUACCAGCAUUGGGCUACCUCUUUCAGCCAGUCAUCGUCAUGUGUGCUCUGACCAGCUGUAUGAUGAGCAGGAGUCAUCAGAGUCUGAAAUACCACUUGCUUUUGCUGCUCAGCAAAUCAAAGACAACCUUACCAACCUAGUCACAAAAGGGAUGAUACAAAUGGCAUUGGCAGGAGUCACCCAGCAAGCCUCUGGCUUUUUGGAAAACACAAACCCCAAAACAUAUCGGAGAAACUCGAGCUCUGAAAUGGACACUGAUGCAGAAGCUGAUGACUUUGAGUUGCUGGACCAAUCUGAGCUAAACCAGAUGGAUCCAACCAAUCUGCGUGGCCAACAGUAAUUUACUAGGAAGGUGCCAGCCUCUUGUGAACAUUAACAUUUCUCAUUGUAAACCUGUAUCUGUAUGAGGUUUUCGUUUCUUAAUGCAGGUUUGCCAGCCUGCUACUUUACCACAGUGAAGUGUGAACCAGAACCAAUAGAUUAGUCAGUCUAAAAUGAAAGCUGCAGUGUUUUAUAUCUGAAAUUCCUGCUGGAUGUUGGACUGUGCAAUUGGUUUAAUUUUUCUCAUAAAUGUCCUAUCUUAGGCUAGAGAACGCCUAUAUUUGUUA
This is a messenger RNA of Rana temporaria (common frog), 1991 nucleotides long. It is a transcript of the gene RETREG3, whose product is annotated as reticulophagy regulator family member 3. The transcript has 10 exons. Gene Ontology annotation, biological process: reticulophagy. NCBI's taxonomy places the organism in Eukaryota, Metazoa, Chordata, Amphibia, Anura, Ranidae. The record is from RefSeq and is a predicted model, not a curated record. The coding region runs from base 266 to 1723 and encodes 485 amino acids.